CUUUAAAGUUGAGCUAGGUAAAAAUUAAUAAAUCAUUUUGAUUACAUUUUCAUUCAGUGAUAUGAGAACAGAAUGCCUUCAGCUGAUGCAGUUCAGAGCGAUGCAGGAAAAUCACUAGUGCUAUGGCAACAGCCUUGGCAGACCUUGAAGUUUAGCAGCUUGGAGGCGUUCACUUUAAUGCAACAUUAUUGCAAAAUCCUGUUAGAUCAGCGUAUUUUGGGGGUGCUGCUGCUGAUGUCUAUUGUCUACAAUUUACCUGGUCCACAUGCAGAUCUAAUGGAAUUGGGCCGCAAGAUUUUCGUAUUUGUCAUUUACUGGCUGGGACUGGGCGUGCUGUCGUCGGUGGGCUUUGGUACUGGAGUGCACACCUUUCUGCUGUACUUGGGUCCACACAGCGCAGCCGUUACACUUGCUGCCUAUGAAUGUCAAACGCUGGACUUCCCUGAGCCACCGUAUCCGGAUGAAAAAAUCUGUCCCAAUGAGCCGUAUAUGCCACAGGUGCCAAGCGUUUGGUCCAUACUGGCCAAGGUGCGUGUUGAGACUUUGAUAUGGGGUGUGGGUACGGCUUUGGGGGAGCUGCCGACUUACUUUAUGGCCAAGACGACACGCUUAUCCAACAGCUGCCCAAACAAAAAUGUGCAAAGUGCAGAGUCACGGCUAAUGAAACGUGGCAAGUUGCUGCUGGAGCGCAUGGUGCUGCGCGUUGGAUUUUUCGGCAUACUCUUGUGCGCCAGCAUACCCAAUCCGUUCUUUGACUUGACCGGCGUUGCUUGCGGGCAUUUCUUGGUGCCUUUCUGGAAGUUCUUUAUAGCUACGCUGAUUGGCAAAGCGUUAAUCAAGUCCAGCUUACAACAGUUGAUUGUAGUGUUGGUCUUUAGCGAGCACUUGGUUAACUUGCUUGUGGAGCUGACGGGCCAAGUGCCUUGGAUGGGCGCCAGCUUGCAGAAAUCUAUGCAGCAGUUGUUGACCUCCUCCAGGCAGCGUAUGCAUCAUCAGCAGGAGCAGAAUUCGUUUAAUAUUUUGGCCCUGAUCGCGCUCAUGUUUGAGCUGAUUGCCUUGAUGAUUGUUUGUUACUUUAUGGUGUCUCUGGUGAACGCCUUGGCGCAGAAACAUGCCAGGCGCCUGCAGCAGCAGCAAUCACUGGAGGUGGAGACGCAGGCAGGCGAUAAAAAAUUGGUGCAGGAAACCUAGCAGUUUAUAUUUAAAACAAAACAA
Molecule: messenger RNA, 1215 nt
Organism: Drosophila busckii
Lineage: Eukaryota; Metazoa; Arthropoda; Insecta; Diptera; Drosophilidae
Product: vacuole membrane protein 1
Exons: 1
Coding region: 73-1191 (372 amino acids)
Source: RefSeq, a predicted model, not a curated record